AUGGUGAUGAUGACUGGCCGUGUGCUGCUGGUGUGUGCCCUCUGCGUGCUGUGGUGCGGUGCCGGCGGUGGUGGACGAGCUGAAACAACUCCAGUCGUUCCGGGUAAUGCGUCCGACGGGAGCACUCAAAAAGAAGAGGCCGUCGGUGGCGCUGGAGGAGGUGGCCAAAACGAUCAAUCAGAAGCCUUACAAGCGGCAGAAGGAGUAUCGGUGCAAGGCGCAACGGGAACGGUAGUUGCACUACAAACUGGAACACAAUUAGCACCAAAAACGGCAGACGCGGAGAAGAAAGGCAAGGAUCAAACGCAAGACGUUGAAGAUGUUGUUGUUAAAAAGGGUAAAGAGCAGGAACCGAAAGAGGAGGAAGAAGACAAUGGGAUUGAGCAAGAAGAAGAGGAAAGAGAAGAAGAGGAAGAAGAGGAGAAAAAGCAUGAAGACGCUGUUACCGGCACCACAAAUGGGACCUCAGCAGGCAGUCAAAAGCAGCCAAGUUUUUCUUCUGGUGCGGAGGGAGCAUCGAAUAAUACAAAUCCCAAAAGCACCCAAACAGCUGGAGACGAUGAUCCAGCAGCCGAUGUUUCAGGGACAGCAGAAGGAAAACAAAAUGAAAAUAAAGAAGCCAAUCCGAAGGAAACACCAGUCGAAGCCACAGCCAUGAAAACUACAACGGCGACAACUGGCGACAGUGACAGCAGCACCGCGGUCUCCCACACCACCUCCCCUCUUUUGCUUCUUCUUGUUGUUGCGUGUGCGGCUGCUGCUGCGGUGGUGACCGCGUGA
This is a messenger RNA of Trypanosoma cruzi, 780 nucleotides long. Its product is annotated as mucin-associated surface protein (MASP), putative. NCBI's taxonomy places the organism in Eukaryota, Euglenozoa, Kinetoplastea, Trypanosomatida, Trypanosomatidae. The coding region runs from base 1 to 780 and encodes 259 amino acids. The transcript has a single exon. The record is from RefSeq and is a predicted model, not a curated record.